This is a messenger RNA of Sycon ciliatum, 4544 nucleotides long. RefSeq lists its product as uncharacterized. NCBI's taxonomy places the organism in Eukaryota, Metazoa, Porifera, Calcarea, Leucosolenida, Sycettidae. The record is from RefSeq and is a predicted model, not a curated record. The coding region runs from base 563 to 3946 and encodes 1127 amino acids. The transcript is spliced from 6 exons.
ACAGUCACAGGCAGUGAGUCGUAGAAUCUUCACCCCGGAGACUUCGGGUUUGUACGACUCCCUACAUGAUUCAUUGUACUGUAAUCUGAGUCUAGUCUACCAGGUCUACAUGAUGCGGAGAGAAGUAAUUAGUUUGUUUGUGUUGGUGUUGACACACCUGGUAUGAGCACUUCGAACGUUCAAGUCUUCCCGUCUUGUACACGCACAGCAGGUUGAAGUGUAGUCGAGUCUGUGGGUGCCUAUUCCACUACACCGACCCGUAGAUUUUCUACGCUCCAGCCUGAGAGUGAGAGCAGCUAGGAAUCAAAGAAGGAUCAUUAUUUUGGUCCUUGAAUGAGUAAUUCAGCAUUUCCCUAGUGAUUACGCUGAAUACUUUAGCUGCAGGUUUGACUCUAUCGGCACCGUAGCGUCCUACGAUCCAGUCGUUCAGUCUAGUCUCCGGUGUGGAGCGUCGCUGCAAAACAACACCACACUUUGCGGUGGAAAAUCCGGGGAAGAUUAUCCUCUCGAGCCAGUCGAGGAAAGUCUGCACCCAGUUAUCCCUGCGCACAGCUUCAGUGAGAUGGAAGAUGAGAAUGUGCCUGCUGCCGCAGGCAAACCGUUUGACUCGCCCGAGUUCCUUGCUGACAUACAUCCGUGGUUGCUGUCUUUGGAUGCCGACAUGUUCCGGGAGGCAGCACAGCAAAACCAGCUGCUACGCACUUUUGACAGUGUUGCAGACCUGGAAGACACUCUACAGCGUGAAGGUCGGAAAGCGCACAACAAGAAACUGAUUCAAAUCAUCUCGGCCAAUGAGCUGCAUGGAUACCAACGCUUGUGUCACGUCGUUGCCGAAAUGGGCUACCAUACUCGAGUGCACCAGAUGUUGAACCAGCUGCCAGAGAAGGAUCGACCAUGUCUAGAUUUACCCAGCGCAGUUGACAUGGCAACCACAAGCGUACGUCGGCGAGCCCGGACAGGUGUGGACGGUGGCAAUGGUGACAGUGAUGGAAGAGCAGUGUCACAGAGAGCAGACGAAAAUGCGAGCCAUGGAGAAGAGGAGGGUCAUGGAGCAGAAGAGAGGAAUGAAACUGCAGCGGAGCAUGAGGCAUCAUCAUCAGCUGCACCAGAGGCAGUACCAGCUCAGAAGCCCAAACCAUUCCUUGCAAUGGUGGCGGGGCUGAGUCUCCUUAUCAUUGCUAUCAUCAGUGUCUAUUACGUUCGUAGUGCCGACUACGGUUUCAGCUCAUCAGUGGAUCGCGCUGAGCACGUACUGAGGAUUCGCUACGGCAAGGCCAAUGAAAUCCACUCGCCGAUGUUUGAAGCGACAACAGCCAACACUGUUGACAACAUCUACAUCAACCUUGUCAUGUUGCCAAAGAGGAACCUAAGCGAAGAGUUCAAGAACGAAUUCCAGUCCAGCUCCGACGACAUGUGGCGGACCGAGCAUGCCUUCACUCGCGCAGGGCAGAGAAUGCAAAGCGUCCACUUGGAGUCUCUUCUCGACAGAACCCACCAUGGUCCAUCAUCCCAUCGCACAGGUCAGACUCUCGGGACGAUAGUCAUGGCUAGUGCUGGGUGCGGGAAGUCGUUUGUUUUUACGAGGGUGGCACCGAUCAAAUGGGCAGCCGGUGAACUGUGGCCUAACAAGAAACUGCUUGUUGCAAGAGAGUUGCGUUUCCCAGACGUGCACAAGGCUACAUCCCUGAGUAAGCUACUUGGACUAGACGGCAUUGGUAUCGAAGACAGCAAUGCCCAGCAGGAGAUCUGUGAUCAUGUCCGCGAACACCCUGAGAGUCUAGUUCUUAUUUUAGAUGGUCUUGAUGAGGUGAACCUGAAAGACAUGAGCAGUUUUGUCUAUGAUGUACUGUUUGGCAAGGAGCUGCAGGGAAUUCAUCUCAUAGUAACAUCUCGACCAUGUGCCGACAUCUUCCAGUUGUCAGUAUUACCUCACUUCCACCAACACAUCGAGCUAAUGGGAUUCAAACAAGAUGAUGUGGAGAGGUAUAUCAGUAGCGCACUUAGCCCGGAGAAAGCAGAGACUCUGAUCGCAGAAGUCAAUCGUUCAGCUUAUCUGAGUGGCAUGAUGGCGACCCCAUUCAUGGCACAGGAAGUGUGUGUGCAGUACCACUUUGGCUUGGACGCGCCACAGUGCAUGGCGGACAUGUUUGAACAGAUGAUCGUGCAGAUUAUCAACCGGAAAUACGGCCGCAAAUACAAGCAGUGGAAUGAGGUACCUGUUGAGGCACAACUGCUGGUGAUGGAAAUGGGACAGUUUGCCUUCAAUAUGCUUGCCAAGAAGCAGAUGAUUUUCAACGAUGUCGAUCUCCAGAAGCAUUCUCUCAGUGAACAUGCUUUCAAACUAGGUUUGUUGGUGACAAGCGAGGAGUCUCUAUCAAGGAAAAUUUUCAGACAACAUCGGUUCAGCCAUCUGACCACUCAGGAAUAUCUGGCGGCAAUCUACCUUGCCAGACACCCCACACACGAUGUCAUGAACAGUCCCAGUAUUAUUCGACUAGUAGAAAUCCUCGGUGCAGAAACGGCACACUUGAGAACAUUCUGGACCAUGCUUUGUGCCCAGCUGAAUACAGCACAAGCCGAAUGCCUCGUGAACUCGUUAUUAACACGACAGAAGGUAGAGGAACAGGAUGAAGAAGGCAUUUUGCACCACUUUUAUCGGUACACAUCACAUGUUCAUAUUGAGGACUUGGCUCAACCACCUAACAUUUCUGCAUAUUUCGAGAGGUCUGAUGAGCAGCGACGCUAUCUUCAGAGUCUAGCAUUUCACUCCUUCGCCGAGCUGGCAAUGCAACGAAAAAUGGUUAAUUCCCCACUGUCGUCAAUACGCGCAUUGCUAAGGUCUGAGCAAAAAGUGUCGAUAUACUCAACUGAUCAUCCUGCAGAGAUACGCUCGAUCGACAUAGUCCUUCGCCAUCACCCCCAAGAUGUUCAGAGGGUGGCCAUACAUGUUUGGCCGAUGUCCGAUAGUGAUCUUGUCCCUUCAUCAUUAGCAAACUGCAGUGGGAUCCGAGUAUUGGUAUCCUAUAUUCCUCUCUAUAGCCACGGUGAUGUGGCUACUUUCACCUCUGCUGUACAGCAUUCAGCCAAAAAUCUACUCCAGCUGACUGAUGGGAACACCCCAAUGUCCUCCUCUCUGAUUGCUGCACUCUCAACAUGUCACCGGCUUCGUGUCCUGGAUCUCACGUCUGGCAUUCUGACUACUAGCAACGCCGGUGCUUUGGCCAGUGCAUUGUUUAAUCUCACAACACUGGAAGAGAUCAAACUGCAUGGUAGUGUGGACCUUUCAAGUGAUGAUGUGGCUGCAAUCACCCGUGCACUUCACCGUAGUAGCAAUCUAUCCACUGUUCACUUUACCGACUGUGGCUUGACUGCAUCUGUUCUACCAGCCAUCACAACAGCUCUACAGCACUGGAAACGCCUGAAGACCUUGAGCCUCAGCCUCAACACCUUCAGUGACACUGGUGCACAUGAAGCUUCUCAGUUCUUCUCUGCGCUCUCACAGCUCACUGAUUUGCGAAGGAUUGGGCUUAGUGAUUGUAGUUUGCCUGAAAGUGCUGGCUCCGCUUUAGCAACUGGACUAUCCAAUAUUAGCACCCUGCAUGUUAUUGCUCUGGCUAAUAAUCGCAAUCUAGGUGAUGAAGUUGUUAUAGACAUUUUGCAUGCACUAAGGCAAUGCAAAGACAUGCGUCAUGUCGAUCUGGAUAACUGUGGUCUGACAGCCGCUUCAUUGCCAGCUAUUACAGCUGCUCUGCACAGCUGGCCAAACCUCUUCACACUGCACCUCAGCGGCAAUGAUUUCAGGGAUGUUACAGACGACCAGGCCAACAGCUUUAUUGCUGCCGCGAAAGCCCAUGGGAAACUUAGUGGGACACCUUUUUACGAUUCACUUAUGGAUUCCACUCAAAAUAGAGCAUAUUUAGCACUGAAGUCUGCUACGUUCAACUAACACUUUCUCACCAGCGUACAAUUUAAAUCAUUUCAAUUAUCUGCUAUAAAUGACUAGACAAUGGCGAGACAAGAGCUUUGCAGCCAUGGUAUUGUUAUCCACUGGCUAGUUCACGUCAGUUCAAGUCGGUGUAUGUUGUCUCCUGCAACGAUUAAAGCAUUCUGCACGGUUCUGGUUCCCACACAUUGGUCUGGCCAUUUUCUUAAAUUCUCACAUCUGUUAUUGCUCCUUCAGUGUUUUCUUUCUUUCUGACAUUGAGAUUUCGAAUUCUUUAUUCUCACGAUGGCACCAUCUCCAAUAAGAGAUAGGACAUGUGUGUACAAUUGCCAAUGGGUGUAUCUUUCGGUGAUCUACCUCACCUCCUCGCGUAUUUAUCUGAGCUCUGGUACGAACUGACAAGAAGUAGACUUGUAUGUGUUACUUGACGGUAUUACGGUCAAGUGCCGAAAGGUUCUUCUUACAUAUCGACUAACGUAAUUCCGACAUUUUAAAAUGAUAUAUGACAUGGUUUAUCAGUCUGACACACCUAUUUGAACAACAAUCAAUCUACCUUAGUCCUCACAUGUUGAAUGCAUGAUGCCCCCGGGACAUAACAACA